AUGAAGACUCAGGCAUUUGCUUCAUUGGCGGUGCUGGGGUUGGCAUCAGGCUAUUCACCGUCAGAUAUUCGAACAGAUCCAUUGACUCGCGGGCCAUCUUUGGAGAUUGUGCAUUACUUUGGUGGGCAAUGGCCGACUGGCAUUGCGGUGUCUUCGACCGGCAGAAAGUUCGCGUGCUACCCUGCGGGUCUGGAUAUUCUCAACACCUACAAUGGUCUCAAUGGCGAUAUUGUCCAGGUGCAAGAGUUGACUAGCAUCGAUGGCGAGACGCCGUACCCGAAUGUUACGUACAAUCAGAGCCCGGGCGGCGCGAUCAAUCGCUUGAGUGUUCCGGCAGUCACUAAAGGCGAUCCAAAUCACCUGCUCGGCGUCCAGUCGGUCAUCAUCGAUUCCAAGGAUACCCUAUGGAUUCUCGACACAGGGCGAGUACAAGACUUGUCAAAUGCGCAAUCGCCAAUGCUUCCCGCUACUGUGCCCGGAGGACCUAAACUCGUUAACAUCGACAUUACUACGAACAAGAUCAUCAAGACCAUCAUUUUCAACACAGAUCUUGUCAAGCCAACGUCGUACCUGAACGAUGUUCGCAUCGACAACGCGAAGAAUGCAGCCUACAUCACCGACUCCUCCCUGGAAGGCGACAACGCGAUCAUCUACGUCGAUCUGCCUAGCGGCAAAGGUACUCGCUCGCCAUUCAAAGAGACCAAAGCUAUCUACGGCACAGUGCCUUUCGUCUACGGCGAGCCAAUGUAUCAAGUUGCGAGCGCCACUCAAGCUCUCCAUCCAGGCUACAUCACCUUUGGCUCCGAUGGCAUCGCAAUCUCACCCGACAUGGAUACUUUAUACUUUUCUGUCAUCGCCGGUAGAUUCCUCUACUCUGUGCCCACAGCCGCAUUGCGCGACACAAGUUCCGGCGCUUUCGAUCGUGCACAAGCACAAGUCAAGAACCUUGGCGAGAAAGGAAUCAGCGAUGGUAUGGAGACGGAUUCGAAUGGUGUUGUCUAUGCGGGAAAUGUCGAGCAGGAUGCCAUUUCGAUGUACAACCCUGCUACAACGUAUGCGACAGAGUUUGUGAGGGAUCCGAGAAUCAAUUGGGUUGAUACUAUGAGUAUUGCGAGCGACGGGUAUCUGUACUUCACUGUCAAUCAGUUGAACUACUUGAAUGCGAUAUAUCCCGGUCAAGGAUUGCCAUUGCAAGACAGGAGGAAGAAGCCAUAUGUGGCGUUCAGAGUGAAGCUCCCGAAUGGUGGUACCAAAAUCUAGGUGCACUUGUGUAGGAAAAGAAGAGGCUUUCUGGCAUCCAAGUCAUCCCCUUUAUGCCUCUUGCCUCGUGCGAGAAGUUGUCGUUGCAUGCGCACUCGUACAUACGUGUACAUUGAUGUUGAGGGUAGGAGGUCAUCACGAUACUUGAAACCAGGUAGCAUCAUCUGGUUACAAGUACACUGUGUGACCGAAAUGCUUCGUCUUCGCAGAGCUCACGCUUUCAAUUUAGCCCAUUAUCACUUGCCAGCUCUUCUCGUGCAUAAUAUCAAGCCAAUGUGCAUUCGUAUCUGCUCGAUAUGAUUCGCCCUCCCGCGGGUCCGCUCUCUGCCACACCUCUUUCACGAUGUCCAGCAUCGCAGACAUCGGCCGCUGCGGAUAUCUUCUUGACAUGACAGUGAGCCGCUGCUCUACGACGUAACGAGCCUCCAGGACUGCAUCAUGGAUCUCAGUAUUUGAAUGUUCGUUGUCGGGCAUUUUAAGUUGACUGCCAGCCACAACGGCGAUGAGAGGUAGAAGCUUGCAAGCACCAGAAUCAAUGUGUAUGCCUUUGAUCGUAUCAAUCACAUGGACGGCGAUGUUCGCAAGCAUUGAAUCCAGCUCAUCCUGAUAAGCUGUAUUCGCAGAGAGCGAGGGAUGGUUCAGAUCCUCUAGAACUGUGCCAU
Molecule: messenger RNA, 1922 nt
Organism: Pseudocercospora fijiensis CIRAD86
Lineage: Eukaryota; Fungi; Ascomycota; Dothideomycetes; Mycosphaerellales; Mycosphaerellaceae
Exons: 1
Coding region: 1-1260 (419 amino acids)
Source: RefSeq, a predicted model, not a curated record